AUGAGUAAAAACCGAUUGAUUAAUCAGCACAUCAUCAAAAUAAAGAAAUCUUACUACAUGUCAGUCUCAGGCAAUAGAAGAAGACGGAGCAGGAAGAACAAACAAGAAACUAAUAUGGCGUCGGAAGUUGAAGUAGACGGGCGUCCUUUCGACGAUGACGACUAUAUUGAAACUCAAGAUGCAAGAGAGAGUGACGAUAUGUCUGAAGAACUUAAAACGCUUGAUAUAAACGCUGAUGACAAUGAAUUUGUAACAACUGAUCCGAAACUAAGUAAUCUUCCGAAAUAUCUAACUUCAUGUAUAACAGGCAAUCCUGACGAUAGAAAAUCAGAUAUGGAGAACAGUGAUUCUGAAACGAUAAUUGUUGAUGAUAGAAACACGAGAGCUCUUGCUGCUGAUGAACCAACCUACAAACUGGAAACAUUUGAAAAGAAUGCUAUGAUAAUAUUCAAUCAAUAUAAUAUCAUAGGAUAUGAUAAACCUAGAGUCGGCACUAAAGAGGACGGGAAGCGUAUUAGAGAAACAUUUAAAAGAUUCAAUUUUGAAGUAAAAGAAUAUCCGGAUCUUACAAAGAAGGAAAUUUUUGAAACAUUGGAUAAAUUCAGCAAGAUGGAUUUUACCGACUACGGGUGCGUGGCAAUAGUCGUGAUGACCCACGGCGGAGAUCAAGGCCUUCUGAAGGCGAAAGACGACUCGUACAGCGAGCAGGACAUCCUAGAAUACUUCAAGCACAAGGACAAACCUAAACUGGUCACUAAACCUGUCGUCGUGAUUAUCCAGGCAUGUAGGGGUAUCAGAGAUAUGGAUGCAGCGGAAGCUGGGCAAAAAAUGAAAUUCACGGAAAAAGACUCGAUCCUUAAAGAGGAGGUGGAACAUUACCAUCUACCAGUGGAAGCUGAUACUAUAGUGCUGCAUAGUUCUUAUAUCAGCAAGGCCUCGCAUAGGGAACAAAAUGGCACCUGGUUCAUAAAGUCCCUCUGCCAUGCAAUUGACAGGCUAUCAGACACACAAGACCUUGAGUCAAUAAUGGUAGAGGUGAAAAGAGAAGUUGCAAUCAAGAACUCCCACCAUGCCUGGAAUAAAACGAUUAGAAAAUAUCAAAUAAAUAAGCAAAUGCCGGUCGUUACUUCUGCCUUGAUGCGGAAGCUUUAUUUGAGAAAAUUCGGUGAUAAGCCGCCAAUAAUACGACACACGAUCACAGACGCAAUGGAGCCAUCUACAUCACGCGACUGUACCGACAACAUUGACAAUUCGUUUAACCAGCUGGGAUGUCCACCCAUGGAGAUUUUGAAGCGACACCGGUACAUGCGAAACAUUCUAAAACAGCUCGAGGAUAAAAACGACGUUACAAGUGAAUUUCUACUUCGCAAAUCUUCGGAGCACGAAAUGAAUUGCGACAUAGACAACAUGAAAAUGUCACUCCUUGCUAUGAGUAACCACAUAAAGAUCAAAUUUAUGGGCACUAAGUACCAAGAUUUUGUAUUUUACUAUGAAAUGAUGUAAUAUUUUCGUUAUUUUUAGCAUGAAUUUGAUCCUGAUUUUUUAAAUAAAAUAGGCAACGACUUUAAGGAAAAGUACCUACAUAACAUAACAUCAACAAUUUCAACAACUCGACUGUAUUUUGUUGUUAUUUACUUAAUAGUUUUUCUUUUUAAUAAUAUAAU
Hyposmocoma kahamanoa is the source of this 1664-nucleotide messenger RNA. RefSeq names its product caspase-3-like. Bases 1 to 1503 code for a protein of 500 amino acids. The record is from RefSeq and is a predicted model, not a curated record. Gene Ontology annotation, biological process: proteolysis. The transcript has 9 exons. Gene Ontology annotation, molecular function: cysteine-type endopeptidase activity. NCBI's taxonomy places the organism in Eukaryota, Metazoa, Arthropoda, Insecta, Lepidoptera, Cosmopterigidae.